Messenger RNA from Triplophysa rosa, 2938 nucleotides. RefSeq names its product endosulfine alpha b (gene ensab). The record is from RefSeq and is a predicted model, not a curated record. Bases 116 to 469 code for a protein of 117 amino acids. The transcript is spliced from 3 exons. Gene Ontology annotation, cellular component: cytoplasm. Gene Ontology annotation, molecular function: protein phosphatase inhibitor activity. Lineage: Eukaryota; Metazoa; Chordata; Actinopteri; Cypriniformes; Nemacheilidae.
GCAGCGGACGCCAUUUUGAUACUGAACACCGUGGGUGUAUCGGAUCAGGCUCCGAUAGACAGCAAAAAUUACAUUUAAACUCUUUGAAUAAUUUGUCAGCAGAAGACGAACAGACAUGUCAUCAGAUAACCAGGACGCAGAGACGCAUUCGGAGCAGCUAGACGAGACUCAGGAGACCCAGGACACAAACUCAAACCCUGUGCGUACAGAGGAGGCCAAAUUGAAAACUAAGUAUCCAAACUUGGGUCAAAAGCCAGGUGGCUCUGACUUUCUGAUGAAGAGACUGCAAAAAGGGCAAAAGUAUUUUGACUCAGGUGAUUAUAACAUGGCAAAGGCAAAGAUGAAGAACAAACAGUUGCCUGCUGCAGCUGGUCCAGACAAGAACAUCGUUACCGGGGAUCACAUUCCAACCCCACAAGACCUUCCUCAAAGAAAGUCCUCAUUGGUUACAAGUAAACUGGCCGGCUAACAGCACCCAUAGGGCUUGAAUAAACCCUAUUACCAAACCUCCAAAAUGUUUCCCAAAACCUCCCCAGCCUCACCAGACCAGAUUCAUCUGGACUGGUUGUAUAUUAUUUGUUUAAUUUGUGUUCAUUUGGGUAUAGAGUUUUGUUUUCCUUUUCACUUCAGCAGGUCUCACUAAACCAACUCUGUUACCCUCUUCGGUGUCCCACAUAGGGUAGGGAAAAAAUAUACCUUCAGUACUGCAAAGCCCCAGUGGAGCAUGAUGCACUUUACUCUGUGUACCCUGUACAUCAGUGAUUAUUAAGAACAAAAAUGUGUUAGAUGCUUUUAAACGUGUCAAAUAAUCAACCACAAAUGACUUUUUGAAAAGGAUUUAAGAUUGUUUUAGGAGGCAUUGUUUUAUAUGGAUAGUACUUGAGUCAUUGGUCCUAGAUGUACGUUAGCGGCCCUCUAAUCAUUUACGGUGACACUUGAUGACAAAGAAUGAGUGUUUUCUAAGAAUUUCUUUAUUUGAACUGUAUACAAAUGGUCAAAUUGAUAUUGGUAAAGGGCAGGUAGGGACUUAAUCUACUCCUCUGCCUCUCGUCUUCUAAAUAUGGCUCAGUUGAAUUAAGUAACAGCUGCUUAUACUGGAUUUAUUUACUAUUUUAGGACUUUACCCAUAGUAGGGUCCUAGCAAGCUGUUUCAACCAACAUGAUUAAAUUAUAGUUAUCACUGUUUUUGAGUGUAAACAGAUUGUUGUCCUUUCCAGAUAACAGUCAACAGCAGAAAUACUCUUUGCAUGCAACUUGAUAAUGAAAGGAGAAUACAAGAAUGAUCUCAUCAUCAAUUGGUCGUUCUUUUGAAGCCAAAAAAACACUUGCGUAAAAGUUUUGAUCUCGUUGAACUGUUGAUACUCUGAACCAUUGGAAUGUUCAUGAAAGGUAGUUACCGCAUUCACUCUCUUAGGCAUCAAUUCUCCUGUAACAGCGAUGUAUUUAUUAAUGGGUUUUAUGUACGAUUAUUUUGUGAUAUAUACUGGUUAUGUAGUGUGAUGCACAUGAUCAUCUGAGAUAACUGGAUGCAAUCAUUCUGUUUGUCUUUUGUGUCUGUGGUCCUAAGAGUGUGGGAUGAGGGCUCAGUGAAAAUGAGCAGCACCUUUGGUGCAAUAUUUUAAAUCAGAAUAGUGUUUCACUUGUCAUAUAAAUGCCAUGAAUUACAUGAUAAAAUUUGCUAUAACUUUUGAAAAUACCCAAGCAUUACUUUAAUACCAAGAAUCCUUAAGUUGUUAACAUGCAGAUUAAUAUCAUGUGUUGAAAGAGUUAAAAACUGACAUAAGAUUUUAGAAUAGUUACAGAGAAUAUUACAUCACAUGACUGAUUUUUAUGUCCUCUGUGGUUUCUUGACUCUUUUCAUUAUAAAGUGUCCUUUUCUUGAGGGCUUAAAUUGUAUGCAUUUGUACAUUCGAAGUUUAACAAAGAUUUAGGAUGGUUGUUGUAAAUCAUUGGUAACUUUGUAAUGUUUAACAUUUAGUUUAGCUAUAAGACAAAAAGUUAUACCCAAACCUAAAGGUGUGGUAGAAUUCCUGAACACUACGGUGGCUGGAAGAUGUGGAUUCUGAAACUUUGUGUGAGUCAGGAUUUGCAUAGCGCAAUGGAAAAAGUGAGCCCUCUCUGAAACCACACACUCAUUUAAAUUAAGUAAAAACGCAUUAUAAAAAUACAUAAAAGAUGUAUGUAUACUCACUACAAGGGAACUAACAUGCAAAGAAAUUGAAUGUGUUUUUUAAUAAAGGUUGUGGUGCUGAUGGCAGUUGGCAAUACAUCAGGGAAAUAUGGUCUUGCACUUAGUGUUUGUGACUUGAUGGUAUGUGUGGAUGUUUCCUUUAGGGAAAGCGUUAUUGCACAAUGCUAGGAGAUAAUCUUAUUUUGUGCUGCAGCCAAAUUGUAAAUAGAUCAACUGUGCAUCUGGUGUCAUAUUUGUGCAUUUUGUCUUGUAUUAUGUGUUUCAGUUGUCUUUAGAACAUGUUCUUUUCAGUGUUCACAGAGUUUGUGUUUGAUCUUUCCUUUGGUAUUAUAGUUUGUAUAUCUUGCUUUUUCUCCAUAAUUUGUAAUGUAAAUAUUGACAAGAAUAUCAUCAGUUCUAAAAUGAGAAUCUUGUGUAAAUAGGGAGGCUAUGGAUUGUAUUGUGAUAAUGAAGGUUUUGGUUAAAUUUAGACAGCUCUGUACUGAUAACCCCCAUGACGAUGUAAAACCUCCCACAAUGCAACGUGAUUUCCUUUGGAACUGCAUAUUAAUUCUGAACAUCUUAAUUCUCUGACACAAAGAUAUUAAUGCGCUGUGAUGUGAAUCAUGAGUCCAUACAUGAUCAUUUUAGAUGUUUUGCUUGUGGAAAAGUGUCAUCUGUCCACUUAAAAUUUUAUUUACAUAGAAAGAUGUUCAAAUGAAUGGUAAUGUCUGAUCCUUAAAUAAAGUUUUACAUUAAUAGCAGAAA